AUGGACUCUACAAUCGACAUCUCCGACCCUGCCCGCGCCCUCUCUCUCCCACACAUCCGCUACCAACUCAUCCGACUGGAAGAUACCGUCCUCUUCCACCUCAUCGAGCGCGCCCAGUUCCCCCUCAACCCCACCAUCUACACCCCUGGCGCCAUCACCAUCGCACAUUCCUCCUCGACUUCCGCCCUCAGCUUCAUGGACUGGGUACUGCGCUCGCAGGAAGAGUUGCAAUCCAAGAUCCGGCGCUACCAGUCUCCGGACGAACAUCCAUUCUUCCCCGAUGCGAUGCAGCCGCUUGUAUUGCCAGAGCUCAAGUACCCGCGGAUACUGUGGGGAAACGACGUGAACGUCAAUGCCGAGCUGAAGCAGCGAUAUGUAGAGCAUAUCCUACCUGCCGUCUGUAAAGGAAAGAAGGAGCGGCCGGAGGCGCAGGAGAACUAUGGAUCUUCUGCUACCGCGGAUGUCGCAUGUCUACAGUCGUUGUCAAGACGAAUCCACUUCGGAAAGUUUGUGGCAGAGUCCAAAUUCUUGGCUGAACCGGAGAGGUUUGCGGAGUUGAUCAAGAAGGAGGAUAGGGAGGGCAUCGAUGCCGCCAUUACGAACGCUAAGGUUGAGCAGAAGGUCUUGGAGCGCUUGAGAGUCAAGGCGGAAAUGUAUGGUGUAGAUUCAGGAAUGGACGCUGACGCGCCCAGAAAGAUUGAUGUCGAGGCCGUGGUCGCCAUGUAUCGGGACCAUGUCAUUCCGCUAACCAAAGUAGUGGAGGUGGAGUAUCUGAUGCAGAGACUGAAGGGUACGGAGUGGGAGUGA
This is a messenger RNA of Baudoinia panamericana UAMH 10762, 807 nucleotides long. RefSeq lists its product as uncharacterized. Gene Ontology annotation, biological process: aromatic amino acid biosynthetic process; chorismate metabolic process. The coding region runs from base 1 to 807 and encodes 268 amino acids. Gene Ontology annotation, molecular function: chorismate mutase activity. Gene Ontology annotation, cellular component: cytoplasm. The transcript has a single exon. Lineage: Eukaryota; Fungi; Ascomycota; Dothideomycetes; Mycosphaerellales; Teratosphaeriaceae. The record is from RefSeq and is a predicted model, not a curated record.